Messenger RNA from Biomphalaria glabrata, 1438 nucleotides. RefSeq names its product calcium-binding protein P-like. The record is from RefSeq and is a predicted model, not a curated record. The transcript has a single exon. The coding region runs from base 410 to 892 and encodes 160 amino acids. Lineage: Eukaryota; Metazoa; Mollusca; Gastropoda; Planorbidae.
AAACAUUAAUAUCAUUGAAGAGCUAUAGAUAUUAAUCUAACUUUCCAGUCGUAAUUCAUUCAUUGCAGGCAUUAAGUUUAGACCGUCAUCUGUUUCUUCCAUUAAUUUCCCAAAGGUUUAUAAAGUUUAAAAAAAAGAUAUUUUUUGUGUGACAUUUUAUUAAAGCAAAUAACCUUAAAUCAACCCCCUCCCCCUCUCUUUCUCUCUCUUUCUUUAUGUCACUUUUAUUUACCUCCAUCUUUAUUUUUACUCUUUUUUAAAAGAAAUUUGAACUAAAAUACUUGACACACCUUUUUGAAGGGCGUGUGGAGUAUUUUAGUUUCAUUUGCCAGGAAAGUCUUGCGGGUCUUUUUCUCCAAUUAACUCUAUCUUAACAUUUGAAGAAACAGCACUGACUUGACAGCAGGGAAUGUCAGCAGGACAGCAAGGGAUGUCAGCAGGACAGCAAGGGAUGGCAGCAGGACAGCAAGGGAUGGCAGCAGAACAGCAGGGGAUGGCAGCAGGACAGCAAGGGAUGGCAGCAGGGCAGCAAGGGAUGGCAGCAGGACAGCAAGGGAUGGCAGCAGGACAGCAAGGGAUGGCAGCAGGACAUCAGGGGAUGGCACCAGGACAGCAGGGGAUGGCACCAGGACAGCAACGGAUGGCAGCAGAACAGCAGGGUAUGACAGCAGGACAUCAGGGGAUGGCAGCAGGACAGCAGGGGAUGACAGCAGGACAGCAGGGGAUGACAGCAGGACAUCAGGGGAUGGCAGCAGGACAUCAGAGGAUGGCAUUAGGACAGCAAGGGAUGGCAGCAGGCAGUGUUCGAAUUAAGAGUUCAGAGCGCAUACCACGUGACAAAACGUUUCUAGAAUGCAAUAAACAUUUUUUUAAAGUUAUUGCUAAAAAUUAACUUCUGAUUGAAUAAGUGCUACCAGCUUUCUUCUUAAGCUAAAUGCAAUUUUAAAGAAAAAUAACACUUAGACAAUACCAUCUUUGUACAUUUUAUAGAGCGAUUGUUUGUUUCUUAAUAACUCAUGAAUAUUAGAUGUAAAAAAUAACAAUGAACAUUUCUUACCACGAGCCAUUCCCCCCCCCUUUUUUUCCCCUUUACCCUGGUUAAGCGUAUGUAUACAUUUACUGCAGUUUAUUAUACUAAAUGUAUCUUCUUUUUUUUUUACUUUGAAAAAUUAUAUUAUUAUAACUGUCAAACUAGCGUUUUCCUAAAGUAGCCAACGAGAUAGUAAUUUGUUUGUCAGCGAUAUACACCAACUGUUUUAUUGUGUUUUACUCUAGGAAAUUUGUUAAAGUCGUUCUUGAGAUCCGUGUCUGUGUUCCACUAAACCACCCAGAAGAUUUAAGGUUCCCCCAUGACGUUGUGACUUGAAUAGAGGUUUAGAGGUUUUGUAAAAUAAAAAAAUAAUUUGAAUUUAAUUCUAAACAGUGAUUUUGUGUUUUC